Molecule: messenger RNA, 1800 nt
Organism: Microthlaspi erraticum
Lineage: Eukaryota; Viridiplantae; Streptophyta; Magnoliopsida; Brassicales; Brassicaceae
Source: the annotation of a GenBank genome assembly
AUGGAAGAUUCUAGAGAUUUUCAUUUUACCGGAAACUUAGACCCUAGAGCUCAAGAGUUCGUACCACUAAACCCUAUCUCCUCCGGUUAUUACUUUCCGUACAGUCCUCUCCCUCCGCCGCUUCCUCCUUCGUCGUACGGAUUAUCUCCGACGGAGCCAAGAGUCUUCACGUUCUUCAAUCUCCCGCCACAUCCGAUGAUAUUUCCUCCUCCUCCACCACGUCCGCCACCACCCCGUCCGUAUUUCCACGGCGUCUCGGCUGUUCAACGGCUUCCUCCGCCGUCAAACUCUCCGACGCGGUCUCUCUCUUUGAUCUCCGUACCACGCGACGUCACUGAGACGAGUGUGAGACGCGACUUGGAGUUAUUCGGCAACGUGCGUGGCGUGCAAAUGGAGAGAAUCUCACAAGGGAUCGUGACCGUCCAUUUUUACGAUCUCCGUCACGCCAAGAGAGCGGUUCGCGAGAUUUGCGCUCGACACAUGCAGCGACAAGCAAGACUCGGUGGUGGUGGUGGAAGCGUAAGCGUUUGGAGCUCACCGUCUUCACAGGCGCGUGGAUUUGUCUCCGGCAGAGCUGUGUGGGCCCACUUUGUAGUUCCGGAUACUAGCGCCGUUCCCGGCGGCUGUAACCAAGGGACGUUGGUGAUAUUUAACUUAGACCCUGAGGUCUCUUCCAUUGCUCUCAGACAAACUUUCCAUGUUUACGGUACGAUCAAAGAGUUGAGAGAGACACCGUACAAGAAAAACCAAAGAUUCGUGGAGUUUUAUGAUGUAAGAGAUGCUGCGAAGGCGUUAGAUCGAUUGAAUGGUGAAGAGAUUUGUGGGAGGCAAGUUGUGAUCGAAUUUAGCCGACCAGGUGGACUUAGGAACAAGUUCAUGUCAUCUAGGCAACCGCAGCUACCGUUUCAACCCCUUCAGCCACCACUAAGUCUAAGCCCUCCUAUGAGGCAGUCUGUGUCUCUCAUGAAAGAUAAAAACAAGAAUGUGAGCCCUAAUAAUGGCGUUGUUGCUGUUAAAGAUUCUAUGCGUUCGUUGUGUAUCACCGAUGAUGAUAAUAGGACCCGAGGAAUGCAAUCCGAGACAAAGAGCAAGAACGUGGCUAAUUGGGGAAUGAAAAGACAGAUGAGGAACACGGAACUAAGUCAGUUUCUUAUCAGUGAAGAAACCAUGAAGGAUCCGAGUUGCAGAGAUCCACGUACCACUUUGAUGAUCAAGAACAUACCGAAUAAAUACAGUCAAAAAAUGCUGACGAAUAUGUUAGACAAUCACUGCAUUCAUAUCAAUGAAGCGAUCACCGAGGAGAGCGACAAACACGAGUCUCAUCAUCAGCCAUUUUCUUCUUAUGAUUUCGUGUAUCUCCCGAUGGAUUUCAACAACAAGUGCAAUGUUGGUUAUGGGUUUGUGAACAUGACAUCUCCGGAGGCAGCUUGGAGGUUUUACAAGGCGUUUCAUCUUCAACGUUGGGAGGUUUUUAAUUCGCAAAAGAUUUGCCAAGUCACAUAUGCGAGAGUUCAGGGUUUGGAGGAUCUAAAGGAACACUUCAAGAGCUCAAAGUUUCCGUGUGAGGCUGAGGUUUACCUUCCAGUGGUCUUCUCUCCUCCACGAGACGGGAAGCAGUUAACGGAAGCCGUCUCUAUCAACAUCAACGGCUUCACCAGGCUCGAUCAUAGUCAUCUUGAGCCAAAUGACGGUGAAGAUCACUAUGUGAGUGGAUCAUGUAGUGGCAGUGACCAUGAUAAUAGUCAGGAAGAUGGAUUUUCCGGCAGUAGCAUAGAUGGUGGUCGGAGUAUCUCCGGGUAA